AUAAAUGAGGUUAUAAUCAUCAACAGAAACAAAAUAUAAGAAGCAUGGUUUAUUGAAUAGCGAUUAUUCAAAUAUACAAGUGCAGUUUAUUGUAUCGUUCCAGUGACACCAGUGAGUCUUCGUUUCUAGUUUCAGUUUACAUUUAUUGUAUCAGCAGUUAAAAUGUCUUUCCGAGGAAGAGGUGGCGGCGGUUUUCGUGGGGGUCGUGGUGGACGUGGAGGAGGCGGAGGUGGACGUGACAGAUUUCCACAAGGUCCGCCAGAAAGAGUUGUUCCAUUUGGAUACCUCGAUUACACGUGUCAAGAUGACUUGGUCGUUAAAUCCGAAAUAAAGGAUAUACCAUUUUUCAAUGCUCCCAUUUAUUUAGAAAAUAUGGAACAAAUAGGAAAAAUCGACGAAAUAUUUGGAAACACAGAAGAUUAUUCUGUUACAAUACGAUUAUCAGAUAAUAUAUAUAGCUCCAGUUUCGAGAAAAAUCAGAAGUUAUUCAUUGAUCCUGCCAAACUUCUUCCACUUCAAAGGUUCCUUCCAAAACCCCCAGGUGCACCAACUGUCAAAAGAUUAGGUGGUGGUCGAGGCGGAUUUGGAGGUAGAGGAGGCUCUGGGGGAAGAGGAGGCAGAGGAGGUUUUGGUGGCGGAGGCAGAGGAGGUUUUGGUGGCGGAGGAAGAGGAGGAGGAGGAAGAGGCGGUUUUGGUGGCGGAGGAAGAGGAGGAUUUGGCGGCGGAAGAGGAGGUGGUGGUAGAGGAGGUUUCGGAGGUGGUAAUAGAGGUUUUGGAGGAGGCGGUAGAGGAAAUUUUGGUGGUGGCAGCAAUUGGAACAGCUCAGGAGGAGUCAAGAGGAAAUUCAAUGAAUAAUUCAAAUUGUUUUGAAAAUUAGGUGUACAGAUUUUUACUUUUAGUUUUAAUGAUUUCCAUGAAUACUGACAAUAUCUUUUUUUAUUCCAAAUCAUUUUAUUCUACCAAAUGUUGAGUGAUAUGAAAGUUCUAAACAAUUAAAUAUCUAUAAUUUAUAUGGAAGAGAUCAAAAUAAAUAAUUGACUUCAA
Harmonia axyridis is the source of this 1044-nucleotide messenger RNA. RefSeq names its product probable H/ACA ribonucleoprotein complex subunit 1. Gene Ontology annotation, biological process: ribosome biogenesis; snoRNA guided rRNA pseudouridine synthesis. NCBI's taxonomy places the organism in Eukaryota, Metazoa, Arthropoda, Insecta, Coleoptera, Coccinellidae. The transcript is spliced from 3 exons. The record is from RefSeq and is a predicted model, not a curated record. Gene Ontology annotation, molecular function: box H/ACA snoRNA binding. Gene Ontology annotation, cellular component: box H/ACA snoRNP complex. Bases 163 to 855 code for a protein of 230 amino acids.